UUCCCUUUCCCUGAGGAAUGCUGCACCAUGCGCUGCCUGGCCCGCCUCAGCUCCAAGGCUCUCCUGGUCCUCUGCUCCCUCCUGGCUCUGCUCUCUCUGCUCCUCUGGACCCGCUGCUCCCACCAUUCCCAAAUCCCCCCAAACCCCCCGGAACGCCGCGGGAACUCCGCCGGGAUCCCCGAGAGCGAGGAAGCGUCGCCGCAGGAACAACCGAAAGCUCCGGGAAUUGCGGGAAGCGCCGGGAAAGCGUCGCCGAGGUACGAGGAGAUCGACUGCGUCAUCAACGAGGAGCACACGGUGAAGGGGCGCCGCGAGGGCAGCGAGGUGUUCCUGCCCUUCAGCUGGGUGGAGAAAUACUUCCAGGUUUACGGCCGGAUCGCCCAAUCCGACGGGAAUGAGCGCUUCGAGUUUUCCCACAGUUAUUCCAAGGUUUACGCCCAGCGCGCUCCGUACCGGCCCGACGGCGUCUUCAUGUCCUUCGAGGGAUACAACGUGGAGCUGCGGGACAGGGUCAAGUGCAUCAGCGGGGUGGAAGGAGUUCCUCUCUCCACGCAGUGGGGCCCUCAGGGCUACUUCUACCCCAUCCAGAUCGCCCAGUACGGGCUGAGCCACUACAGCAAGAACCUGACGGAGAAGGCGCCGCACGUGGAGGUGUACGAGACCGCGGGGGACGGGAUCGGCGUCGGGAACGGGGUCGGGAAUGGAGAGUGGACGGUGCCCAAGGGCUGCUCCCUCGCCACCGUCUGGGACAAGUCCCGGCUCACCGGAGUCAAGCACUUCUCCUGCCCAGAAAGCUCCGAGGGCGUUUCCCUGGAGCUGAACAACGGCCGGGAUUUCAUCAUCUCCUUCGACCUGAAGCUGCUGAGCAACGGCAGCGUGUCCGUGGUGUUGGAGAGCACGGAGAGGAGCCAGCUCUUCACCGUGCACUACGUGUCCAGCACGCAGCUCAUCGCCCUCCGCGACCGGCACAUCUUCUACGGCAUCGGCGCCCGCAGCACCUGGAGCACCCUCACCCGGGAUCUCCUGACGGAUCUCCGGAAAGGCGUGGGGCUCUCCAACACCAAAGCCGUCAAACAAACCAAGAUCAUGCCCAAACGGGUGUUGCGUUUGGUGGCCAAAGGUCAAGGAUUCCUGGACAACGUCACCAUCUCGGCCACCGCGCACAUGGCCGCCUUCUUCGCCGCCAGCCGCUGGCUGCUGCGUAACCAGGACGAGCGCGGCGGGUGGCCCAUCAUGGUCACCAGGAAGCUGGGAGAAGGUUUCAAAUCCUUGGAUCCCGGUUGGUACUCGGCCAUGGCGCAAGGCCAGGCCAUGUCCACGCUGGUCAGGGCUUACCAUCUGACCAAAGAUCCGGCGUUCCUGGGCGCGGCGCUGAGGGCCACGGCGCCCUUCAAGCUGCCGGCGGAGCAGCGCGGGGUCAAGGCGGUGUUCAUGAACCGGCACGAUUGGUACGAGGAGUAUCCCACCUCUCCCAGCUCCUUCGUGCUCAACGGAUUCAUGUACUCCUUGAUCGGCCUCUACGACCUGAAGGAGACGGCGGGAGAAAAAUUGGGGAAGGAAGCGCGGCUGCUGUACGAGCGCGGCAUGGAGUCGCUCAAGGCCAUGCUGCCGCUCUUCGACACCGGAUCCGGCAGCGUCUACGACCUGAGGCACUUCAUGCUGGGCACGGCGCCCAACCUGGCGCGCUGGGAUUACCACACCACGCACAUCAACCAGCUGCAGCUGCUCAGCUCCAUCGACGACGCUCCGCUCUUCAAGGACUUCCUCAAGAGGUGGAAGAGUUACUUGAGAGGAGGCCGGGCCAAGCACAACUGA
Molecule: messenger RNA, 1815 nt
Organism: Cinclus cinclus
Lineage: Eukaryota; Metazoa; Chordata; Aves; Passeriformes; Cinclidae
Gene: GLCE
Product: glucuronic acid epimerase
Exons: 4
Coding region: 28-1815 (595 amino acids)
Biological process (GO): heparan sulfate proteoglycan biosynthetic process
Cellular component (GO): Golgi apparatus
Molecular function (GO): heparosan-N-sulfate-glucuronate 5-epimerase activity
Source: RefSeq, a predicted model, not a curated record